This is a messenger RNA of Trichomonas vaginalis G3, 1050 nucleotides long. Its product is annotated as SUMO transferase protein. The record is from RefSeq and is a predicted model, not a curated record. Gene Ontology annotation, molecular function: zinc ion binding; SUMO ligase activity. The transcript has a single exon. NCBI's taxonomy places the organism in Eukaryota, Parabasalia, Trichomonadida, Trichomonadidae. Gene Ontology annotation, biological process: protein sumoylation. The coding region runs from base 1 to 1050 and encodes 349 amino acids.
AUGCAAAGUCAUACAAAUGGUUCAGGAACACAUGUUCUUCACCCUGUAGCGCCAGCUCCAAUAAGUAACCCACUUCCAACACCAGUAAUUCAAGCAAGACAUCAGCAAAGUCAGUUAGAUGAAAUUUUGAACCAAGCGUCUUCACCAAAUCCAUCAAAUAUCAGUCUUUUGUCACGUGGAUUGCAGCUUUUGUCUAUUAACCAGCUACGCCAGCUUCUUAGAGAAUAUUCGUUCCCUACAGGCGGAAAUAAAAGAGCUCUUGUACAGCGCUUAAUCAUGUUUUUAGAAACAAUCGGUCCAAAUCAACAAAAUUUAUUAGUUCAAUUCUCUCUCAAGCUCAAAAAACUUUUAUCUAUUGAGUCGCCAUCGGGAGAAGAUCAACAGCAUAACGAAGCACCUACGUCAUUACUCCCUCCAGAAAUAUCGGACAAACUUGUGCAGCAUCCACCUUCGAUUUUGUUCGAUAUAACAGACAAACAACCAAUUUAUGGGCCUUCAAUGCUUCAACCAAACUUCCCAAGUGAACUUCAAGAGAUACCUAAUGGUGGAUAUAAUGGAUAUGUGCCAAUUUUUCAAAUUGCAUCAGUUUUUCAGGAUCAUCCAAUCAAAAAAGUUCUUUUGUUUAUAAACGAACAAUAUGUUACAUUGCAAGAACCAAGGUUUUGGUUCCAAUUACCAACAAUGUCUAAUAAAAGCAUUAGUUUCUCAGUGCAGUCAGUUGAACCAGCAAAUUAUCCAAUUAUUAUAGUUGUAAGGCUUCUAAAGAAAACACCAAUAUCAACGUUAAUUGAAAAAGUUCUAGAAAAGGGUCCUCCACCAAGUAUUCAUUCAGAAGUUCCACUAAGAGGAAUUUGUCCAUUAACUCAUAAGAUCCUCCAACAACCAGCAAGAGGAGUUAACUGCUCUCAUGCCGAGUGCUUUGAUCUAUCUGGAUAUAUUUCAUUUGCUUCAAAAUUGGAUACUUGGAUUUGCCCAAUUUGCAAUUCUGAAUGCCAGUUCGAGGAUUUACGCGUUGACCCAGAAUAUCUUGCACAUGUUGGUGAUCAGUAA